CCUGCCAUCACCCCACAAGGGUUCACCACACCAACCCUUCUCUCUCGAAAUUCGAAUCACACUCCCUACUUACCUAACACUCCGAAUUUUAAAACACCAACUAAACAAAAUUUUAUAUAACCGCUAAGUACACAACCACCUACGACCAAACACCAUGCUGACUCGGCCCUUCAGGAACUAAUUUCACGACCCUGCUUCCAAAGGGAACACUGUUAAUUAUAUUUGAACACGAAAAUUGCCUACAUUAAAAAAACACCACUCAUUAAUCUUAAGGACAAAUAUUUUCUAAAUCUAUAUUCGGGGCAUAAAAUCUAUUUGUACAGCAAUUUAAAAGGUGUUCAUUUUCACCAAAUACUCGAAUUUGCACGAAAAUAUCCAAAAUUCGCCGCUCAUGAAUAAUUAUCUUUCCCAGAAAUAGUGAUAAAGCGAAACAUUUUUCUACUAAACUAAAUUGUUUUUAAAAUCAAGCAAUUUAGCAACAUAUUUCAUACCUAAUAAUGUCACCUCUAACAGAUUUAUUUUCAAAAAUACUCUGUAACUGUAACAAUUAGAAAAUCAAUCCAGAAGAAAAAUAAUCAGCACGAAAUAUCACUCAACCAGUAACAAAAUGUUACUCAGAUGGUUUAAUAACUCGCGUUCUAAUCGUUUUUUAAACUUAAUUUUCGUGGAUAAUCAGGGGUUCGGACAAAAAUAACGGAAAUAAGCGCUAAAAUAAGCUUUAAUUAUUCUAAUUAAUACCGAAAGAUCGCAUCAAGUUUUUUGACAUAAUUUUUUUCUGACCGCAGGCAUUUUACGUUUUCUAAGAUGCCAACUUCUUAUUGUUUUAAGAAAUAUAGGAAUCUCCUCCAGAAACGCAAAUAAUUCUGCGAUUUAAAUUGUAAUCACGACGGUUUGUAAACUUUUAUCUGACCUACACUACGAACCGUUUUUUUUUGUAUUUUGUGUAAAAUGUAUGAAAAUUCUGUACCUAUACGUAAGUGAAUAUGACCCUGACCCGAGGCAAAUAAUAAAAAUGAAUUAUACUUUAAGUAGUGAUUGUUAAAUGCAGGUAAUGAUUGAAGUAUUUAGCUUUUUAAUGGGAUUAUUGUGCAAUCAAUUUUCAUUAUGUUUGCUGCAAAUUAAUCCCGGUAAUUUUUAAAGGAGGUGGCACAAUUCUGCUAAAAUAAUAGCAGAAUAGAAAUUGUAAUUGAACUUAAACACACACGUGUAGACGACAGUUGUUUUGUGCAUUAUCCGCGACACAAACAUUUGUCCAGUGAUGAUUAUUUUAAUAUCAUUUGAUGAGUUCGUAUAGAUUUCAAAGCGAUACAUGCGAGUCAAUAUUGCUUCUAGAGUAAUUCAGUAAACUGUUUAAAAUGGAUUAGUGGCCAAAUAUGUAGAUUGGGUGUACAAAGCGAGAUUAAAUUGAGUAUUAAACGAUAGAGGAUGCGUACCAUCCGCUCACUUUCUUCAGAAUUUCCGAUUCGUGCCGCUUUCUUUUCUAAAAAUACUGAUGCGCAUAAUUUGGUAUUUACAUUUCAAUUAGAGACAAAUACGUAUUAUUUUAUUGAUGUAUAAUUAAUGGCCUGUGGUUGUGGUUUCUAGAAAAUCGUCGAUACUUGUUCCGCGCUACAUUUUCAAAUACCGUUUCUUGUGACGUGUCUAAAGUGCCGCGCUUUGACCAACGGAAGAAACAUGUGCGUAGCUUUAGCCACCAGUCGUGUUAAAAAAACAGUGGAGUAACGAAACGAGGAAAUUCUUCGUUAGCGUUUGCAAGUUUUCCGACAAAAGUGAAGAAAAUCACGCACGAUAUGUGAAGUACCAGUUUAUUUACGCGAAUUGGCAAUAAUAAUGGCCCCGACUGUGGGAGGACGCACUUAACCUGCAAUAAAUAUUUAUGUUGGGCUAUAAAUGAAGUGGAAACAAUUUAUCUCAGUGUGUUCCCCAUCCCAACGACGAAAAUAAUGCUGCUUGAGGGCGCAAGGCACCGAUCGCUGGGCCCCCGGAAAUAUUAAAAAGCAAUUCAUGUGAGAACUGGCCAAGAUGAGUCACAAUAACAGUGACCAAACACCUCUUUCCCAGCCACUGAAGGUAGAGACGGACAAUAACAGUGUGCACGCCGAAACUGCGAAUUACUACGAGGAGGAUAAGGACAAUUUCAAUCAGGGCAAUGAUAACGAAGACAGCGACUCGCUGGGACCCCUGCCCCCGAAGUGGGAGAAGGCCUACACUGAAAGUGGAGAAGUUUACUUCAUUGACCACUCCACGGGCACGUCGCAUUGGCUGGACCCCCGCUUGUCGAAGUUCCAGAAGAAGUCGCUCGAAGACUGUCUGGACGACGAACUGCCCUACGGCUGGGAGAAGAUCAGCGACCCGAACUACGGCACCUACUUCAUAGACCACGUAAAUCGGCGAACUCAGUACGAAAACCCUGUGAUACAAGCGAAAAGAGCCGCAUCUCAAGCCUCCGCUCGUGCGAGUCGGACGUCGUUCACGAAGGAUCCGGCGGAGCUGUGCGGGCAGCGGUUCCGCACGUCCCUUGUCAAGUCUUCUAGAGGUUUAGGCUUCACGAUUGUCGGCGGCGAUGACGGCGUUGACGAGUUUUUACAGAUUAAAUCUGUGGUUCCUAAAGGACCGGCUUGGCUGGAUGGGAAACUUCAAACGGGAGACGUCAUUGUCUACGUUAAUGAUACUUGCGUUUUGGGGUACACUCACAUUCAGAUUGUUCGGUUGUUUCAAUCGAUUAAUGUCGGUUCGACUGUCUCGCUUGAAGUUUGCCGAGGGUACCCUCUUCCGUUCGACCCUAAUGACCCCAAUACUGAAGUUGUGACUACGAUCGCUGUGGACUCGCAUUUACAGCAAGUCGCGGCUGAUAAGAGGCUUCUAGACACGAAUUAUAAUUUCUUAGACGGGGACGAUAUGUCGCGGGAGGAAGACAACACACUUGAGCCGUCAGACGACAUCGAUGAUUUAAUCAAAGGAAUCGGAAACUGUACUUUGGGGAAAGUUGAAGUUAGGGUGCGCAUAGUUAAGGGCAAUCUCGGAUUUGGGUUCACAAUAGCCGACAGUGCUUGUGGUCAAAGAGUCAAGCAGAUACUUGACAGACAGCGGUGCAAGAACCUGAUGGAAGGCGAUAUUUUAUUAGAGAUAAACGACAUUUCUUUGAUCAACAUGUCGCACGACGAAGUCGUGCAAGUCCUGAAGAACUGUCCUUACAACAGCGAAGCUACAAUUUGUGUUCAGAGAGGAUGCACAAACAAAACACCAAAUAUUAGAAAUAAGUUACGUAAAUUAGACAAUAGGUUCAGCGGUAAAGAUAUCAACAAUGCCUACCGCAGCAAAACACCAACUGCUGAUAUCUACAGCACUCAACCGCGGGAAGUUUUACCAAGUCGUCCAAAGACACCGCUCGUUGACACGCGGAGCCUUUCGAAAACACCAGUCAAAGACCUCAACUCGAACUCAAACAAUGAACUCUACGACAACUUCACUGCCGACCGUUCCAGACUAAGACUAUCACUCAUCGAUAACCCCGAGGAAGAAGACGACUUAGACAUAUCAGAAAACGGGCCAACCAAACCCUCCUACGAAUACCCCCCGCCUGUGGUCGACCCCAAAUACACCUGGGGCAUGCUGAUGAUGCACCAGUACGACUGCACGUGCUACAACUGUACAAACCCGCGCCCAGCGGUCGAAAACUGCGACAGCUUCGACCACAGCAACCUGAAGAAAAACGUCGGGAUGGACUACUGGCAGUACAUGCCGCGAAACGCCGAAUACGUCACCACAACGGUGGUGUUGCACCGGCAGGAAACCGGCUUCGGCUUCCGGAUCGUUGGCGGAAUCGAGGACAAGUCCCAAGUGGCGGUUGGACACAUAGUCGCAGGAGGGGCCGCAGACAUGGACGGCCGCAUUCGGUCAGGGGACGAAAUCGUCAGUGUUGACGGUUACUCAGUGUUGAAAGCUUCGCACCGCCAAGUCGUUCGGCUGAUGAACGCGGCGGCGGCGCGAGGUCAGGUCACCUUGGUCGUCCGGAGACGCGUCUACCCGCCACAGCCCGUCAUGGCCCCCUAUCCCAUGAACUGGCCCCACGAAAACCCGCCACCGCCCCCAGCUUCGCACUUGUCGGUCAUGCCGCCCCCACACGCUGAGGGCAACUACGACGUCACGGUGCAGCGGAACGAAAACGAAGGCUUCGGGUUUGUCAUCAUCUCGUCAGCCAACAAGCAAGGCUCCACCAUCGGGCGGCUGAUCGAGGACAGCCCGGCGGAGAAGUGCGGCCGCCUGCGAGUUGGCGACCACAUAGUUGCAGUCAACCACAUUGCGAUUAUGCACAUGAGUCACGGUGAUAUUGUUAAUCUGAUAAAAGAGUCGGGCUUGUCCGUUACUCUCACGAUUACUCCCAGUUUCGAUCUUUGAUAUGUUAAUGGUAAAUCGAGUUUUUUCGCGAAAUCAAAAAAGUUUUUCAGUAAAGUGUUCUGGAUUUAAAAUGUUAUCGAAUCGAAUAUUUAUAAGAAAUUUAUCGUUGCCUUAUACCAAAUUGUAUUAAGAUUUGUGAUAUUGGUUUGAUCGCACUGCCUUGACGAAACUAGAAAUUCAAAUGUUUCGUUUGUCUGACGCGACUGAUUUUUGUUUUAUUUUAAUUUAUUUUUAAUCAAAACCAAUGUGAUGGUUGUCGGCUCUAAAUCAAUUGAUGCAUUUUGCUCAAAAACAGUUUAUUGUUAACGUAUUUUUAAAAUUAAUAGCUCAUUAGAAGUAAUGUAGGGUAUGUAAAAUCACUGAAUCUCAGCAUGUAAUAAUCGUCAAUAUUUUUGUUACCUUUAAAACUUGUACUUGCUACAUUAUUUAUUGUAUAUUUUUUAUUCUUUGUUUUAUAAUACUUUAAUUUUAUGUUACCUCCCUAUAUUAUACCUAGAUUAAGUUAUUAUAAAAUAUUGCAAUAUAAUCUAACCAAAUACUAUAAAUAGGCGUGUUUGGCGGUAGAAAGUCUCAAUUUGGUUAUUUUCGAAUCUUAGUGGGCUUGUCCACAGGUGAUCUCGUGGCUCCGUAAAGCCAACUACUCUAUAAUCAAAAACUCUGUAGCUCAGUAGGCCAUAAACUGUAUUACUAAUUUUAUCUCACUUGGUAGAAUCUUAACACGCGGAGUUUUUCUCCCAUCAAUUAUGGCAUAAAAACUUCGCGUCGCACGGUAUAAUUAUAUGAUUAUGUGAUACACAGUUAUUUUAUAUUUAGCAAUAUUAUGAAUUUACGUAUUGUGCCUUUAAUUAUAACUUGCCGUUAAUUUAUCUUAUGUAUCUUGAGUCUGUGUAAAGUCGUUCCUUGGUGGCAAAACAGGUGUUAUUAAUAAAAUUCAUUCCGGCCAGAGCAUUUGAAAUUUAUUACUAGACUGAUUAUGUGUAAAAAGUUGUAUAGUACUCACAAAUAUAUUCGUUACGAUUU
Messenger RNA from Tribolium castaneum (red flour beetle), 5418 nucleotides. RefSeq names its product magi (gene Magi). Gene Ontology annotation, molecular function: protein binding. Gene Ontology annotation, cellular component: cytoplasm. Gene Ontology annotation, biological process: signal transduction. The coding region runs from base 2023 to 4398 and encodes 791 amino acids. The record is from RefSeq and is a predicted model, not a curated record. The transcript is spliced from 3 exons. Lineage: Eukaryota; Metazoa; Arthropoda; Insecta; Coleoptera; Tenebrionidae.